This is a messenger RNA of Larimichthys crocea (large yellow croaker), 636 nucleotides long. It is a transcript of the gene fabp2, whose product is annotated as fatty acid binding protein 2, intestinal. The record is from RefSeq and is a predicted model, not a curated record. Gene Ontology annotation, molecular function: lipid binding. The coding region runs from base 74 to 475 and encodes 133 amino acids. The transcript is spliced from 4 exons. Lineage: Eukaryota; Metazoa; Chordata; Actinopteri; Sciaenidae.
UUAAAAGGAGCGGCAGACUUUGAGUAAGACACUCCUCGCCUGCAGAGUCAGCCAGCUCACCCUCACAGCCAACAUGACGUUCAACGGCACCUGGAAAGUUGAUCGCAAUGACAACUAUGAGAAAUUCAUGGAAAAGAUGGGAAUUAACAUGGUGAAGAGGAAGCUGGCUUCUCACGACGGGCUCAAAAUAACAAUCGAACAGAAUGGAGACAAGUUUCAUGUCAAGGAGAGCAGCAAUUUCCGUACCCUGGAAAUCGACUUCACCCUGGGGGUCACCUUUGAGUACAGCCUUGCAGAUGGAACAGAACUAUCAGGCUCAUGGGCGAUGGAGGGAGACAUGAUGAAGGGAACUUUCAACAGGAAGGACAAUGGAAAGCUACUGACAACAACCAGGAUUGUGCAAAAUGAUGAACUUAUACAGAGCUACAAUUAUGAAGGUGUGGACGCAAAGAGGAUUUUCAAGAAGGAACAUUAAAGCGAGAGCCUUAUCUUCAGGAUAACAUACAGUAUUGUGUUGAAUUAUACCACUGCAACCAUAACAUAUGCACUACGUGUAAUGCCUGUACAGCGUAUUAAACAUUUUUGCAUGGCACAGGAUUUUUAUACUCGCAGUAAUAAAGUCAUUAUGUAACAGCC